AGUUGGACAUUGAAGGGUGAAGAUAGCAACAGCUCAAAAACGAAUCACAGUGGAGGAAAAUCAAAGGAUGCUGAAGGUUCAACAACUUCUGGCUUUGAAACAUCAGGCACAUCUGCUUUAAGAUCUGCCAGUGGAACACCUUCAAAGAAACAAAGCUCAUUGAGUUCUUCCAGGAUGCAGAAGCCUGAGAGACUUGAGAAGCACUCACCUCUAACUACCCCAGUUAAGAGGGUCGAGAAGCAAAGCAUGCCAAGUCCUGCGAGAAGGUCUGAGAGAGGCGAGAACCAACAGAUGCUACAGAUGCUGAGUUGUUCAGGUUCAGAAAAGUAUGAGGAGAGCUCAAGUUCAUCAGAAACGGAAAAUGGGGAUCAGAAGGGUCCUGUUGUAGUACUAAGAAAGAAGAAGUGGUUAGAUGCACGUAGUUUCAGGGCAUUUCUCCAGUUCAAAUCAAAGAAGGCUGGGCAACCAGAUUUUGGUGAGAAGUUCGGAAGACAGGACAAUUCAACCGAUGAGGAUAGUAGCAGAUAUGAUAACUUAUCUGAUGGGGACAGCGGGUGUUCUGGAACUGGUGGUUCCAAGGAUGUUGACGGUAUAGAUGAGUGCAAUGGGAAGAAGGGUGGGGAAGAAUCUCUAGAAAAAUCUAGUUCAGGUUCAGGAAAGCUUGCUGAUGGGACUGUGUGGAAUGUUGAUGACAGGAAAAUAGACUCAGCUCAUGUUAGCAGAAACUGCAAAAUUUGUUCUGAGGAGGCUCAAGUGCCAAAACACAGAGAUAGUUCACUUCCCAAAUACAGUGAUGGUCUGCUGCAAUCAUCUCCUGAUGGAUUAAAAGGUGAAGGAACUCUUGAUGAUGCUGCUAGGCUGGAAAUGGAUUGCUCAACAAGGGCAGAUUUGCAAGAAACUGUGAUGGACGGUGACAGGACAGAGGCAGAAUGCCUUGUGAUCAAAGACUUGCAGACCCUAGAACCGAUAUUUUCUACAUCGUCCAGAGGAAGGACACCCUCUUCCAAUUUCGUCUUGGAAAGAGGAGGAACUGAUGGAACUUUAAAAGGAAAGAGGAAUGCCCCAGAUCCGGAUUCUGAUAUUUCCGUGACGGCAGCAAAAGAGAUCUGCGGUAUGGAGACGUCUUCUGCGGAUGCUAUUUCCUCUUCACCUUCUGGGGGCACGACUAGUCAAAUUUCUAGGAGCUGUGCUGCCUGUUUUAAGCGACAAAGGGUGGGCUGUGAUUCACAGAAGAAGGAAGUUUGCUCUUGCAAUGUUACGAGUCUUGACUUAAGUGGCAUUUCUUUAUCCAAGGAAGUACAUGAGGAAGUUGCCAUCUGGACUCAAAACAAUAGUGCUGUAGGCAGUUGCUUCCAGGAGAAUAGAUCCAAGGAAAAGUUAGAUAGAGAUGCUAAAGAACCAUCAGCUGAAGCUCAAAUGUCUGUGAUAUCUCUGUUGCUCUUACAGUUCUUACAAUCCAUUUUGUUUUUGUUUUUCUUUUUGGAGGCAUCUGCUUUGGAGUUGUUUUUUAAUUUUUUUUCCCUUCUCGUGCAUGAUUUCAGGUGCUGUCAUGGAAAAGGGUGCAGGAGUACCUACCAUCUCUAUUGUCUUGAUCCGUCUUUGAUAGAUGUCCCACCUGGGGUUUGGCACUGCCUGCAUUGUGUUAGGAAGAAAAUAGAGUCCGGCAUACAUGCAGUGUCUGAAGGAGUUGAGUCCAUUUGUGAUGUUCGGGAAGUUGAGGUGUCAAAUUCUAAAGGAAUGCAGAAGGAAAAGCAAUAUUUAGUCAAGUACAAAGGCCUUGCUCACGUGCAUAACCGUUGGAUUCCAGAAAAGCAGCUUGUUGAUGAAGCUUUUGUACUUGUCAGUAAAUUUGAACUGAGACAUCAGAAAGAGAAGGCUGUUGUAAAGUGGAAAUUGGAGUGGACUGUGCCACAACGUCUCUUGAAGAAAAGAUUAGUAAUGUCUCCAAAGCAGGCUGAUGAUUACUUCGGUGGGUGUGGUCACAAUUUUUCAAAUUAUCUAUAUGAGUGGUUGGUGAAAUGGAAGGGUCUUGGUUAUGAGCAUGCCACGUGGGAGUUAGAGAAUGAACCAUUUUUAAGCACGGAUGAAGCUAUGGCACUUAUAAGAGAUUAUGAAAGUCGUUAUGAGAAGUCUAAGAAAUCAUCUGAUCCUUCUAGAGUAGUUAAGGUACUACAGGAAAGGAAUGGUUUGUUUCACAAGCUGCCAACGUUGCCUAGUGGGUGCUCUCCUGGACUUGAUAAUGAUCAUCUAGUUUGUGUUAACAAGCUUCGCGAGUGUUGGCACAAGUGCCAGAAUGCCGUUGUCAUUGAUGACCAGGAACGAAUUAUGGAAGUGAUCUUCUUUAUCAUAUCUUUAGAGUCCUAUGCAUGCCGGCCUUUCCUCAUAAUCUCAUCUUCCACUGUUCUUCAUGUAUGGGAAGCAGAGUUGAGGCGUUUAGCACCAUCUAUUAAUGUUGUCACUUACAGUGGGAACAAGGAUGUCCGGAAGUGUAUCCAGGCACUGGAGUUCUACGAGGAAGGUGGCUGUGCAAUGGUUGAAGUACUCUUGUCAUCUCCUGAUGUUGUUGUGGAGGACUUGGAAGCUUUAGAAUUGCUAGGGUGGGAAGCAAUAAUUGUUGAUGAAUGUCAGUACUCUAGAGUGUCACAACAUUUUGAACAAAUCAAAAUGCUUGCCUCUGAUUUUAGGCUUCUUCUUUGCAGUGGUCAACUCAAGGACAACAUACCCGAGUACAUCAACCUGCUGUCAUUCCUAGAUUCAGAAAGCAAUGGGAUUGAUGAUGACAGUUCAAUGAUUGGCCCCAGUGAUGAUAUUGGCAUACUUGCUGGACUGAAGGAGAGGUUGGCACAAUACAUUGCAUAUGAGCGGAAGUUGGACUCAAAGUUCAUUGAGUAUUGGGUACCUGUCCAGCUUUCAGAUGUGCAGCUUGAACAAUAUUGUGCUACGCUGCUUUCAAAUUCUUGUUCCCUUCGUUCAUGUGCAAAGACUGAUCAUGUUGGAGCUCUUCGUGAUAUUCUUAGUUUGACCCGAAAGUGUUGUGACCAUCCCUAUCUUGUUGACUUAUCUUUGCAAAUGAAGCUCACAAAAGGGCAUCCAGAGGUUGAGUAUUUGGAUGUUGGAAUAAAUGCAAGUGGAAAGCUACAGCUCCUUGACAAGUUGCUUCCAGAGAUUAAAAAACGUGGGCUAAGAACUCUGAUUCUUUUUCAGUCAACUGGCAGGUCUAGACAGUAUUCUAUUGGGGAUAUUUUGGACGAUUAUUUGCGUCAAAGAUUUGGCACUUAUUCAUAUGAACGUGUUGAUAGUGGAUUAUCCAAUUCCAAGAAGCAAGCUGCCCUGAACAUAUUUAAUGACAAGGCUAGAGGGAGAUUUGCAUUUCUGAUUGAGAAUCGUGCUUGUCUUUCGAGCAUUAAACUUUCAGCAGUCGAUACCAUUAUUAUAUUUGAUAGCGAUUGGAACCCCCUCAAUGAUUUAAGAUACUUGCAGAAGAUUUGCAUUGAUUCGCAGUGCGAACAUUUAAAAGUGUUUCGGUUGUACUCAUCUUGUACUGUGGAAGAAAAAAGUUUAAUUUUAGCAAAGCAAGGUAUGACUAUCGAGAGCACUAGAGAAAAUAUAAACCGUAGUACGAGUCAUAUGCUGCUCAUCUGGGGUGCUUCCUAUCUUUUUAAUGAACUCGAUAAGUUCCAUGGCUGUAGUAGCCCAAACGCAGAUUCUAAUGCUUCUGACCAAUCACUCCUCAAUGAUGUGGUGUCGGAAUUGUUGACUGAACUACCACACACAGCAGAAGAGAGUGGCAUAAGCAAUCCAGUAAUUUUAAAAGUUAAACACAGUGGAGUAACCUAUCCUAGAAGUAUUUCUUUGCUUGGCGAGACGGUAAUGCAGUCAAGGGAUGAAGAAUCACCUCAUGUUUUCUGGAGAAAAUUAUUGGAAGGAAGGUAUCCUUCGUGGAGAUAUAUAUCCAUGCCUUCUCCGAGAGCCCGAAAAAAAGUUCAAUAUUUUGAUGAGUUGCCAAAGAAACCAGAGGCUGUAAAUGAUGAAGUUACGAAGAAGCGCAAGAAAGCAGUCGACAUCAUGACUGAUCCAAUCUAUCUUGGAACUUGGUUGGAACGUAAAAGGAGAGCAAUUUCCUCGGACAGGAAAACUAAAAUGAUUAAUAUUUCCAAACUUGGACAGAGUCCUAAUGGAUCAUCUUUUGCUUCCCCGAAGAAAGCCUCAAUUUCAUCUGGUAUGGUGAAUGAGAGAGUAGGUUCAUCUGGUACUCAAGCUGAAAAUGGAGUAUCACUUAGUAAUAUUAAUGAUUUAAAUGAUAGUUCAACCAUGCCUCCCAUGGCACAAGAUAUUUCUAAGGUACCUCAUGUUAACAAGGUUGGAGCUGAGGGAAGAAAAAAAUUGCGGGAUGCACGGAAGAGCCUUUAUAUCCUGUUGAAGCCAGAGAUAUCAAAACUAUGUGAAACACUUCAGCUUCCUGAGGAUGCCAAGCAUAUUGCUGGAAAGUUUCUAGAAUACGUAAUGAAUCGUUAUCAUGUCAGUACAGAACCAGGGACUAUAUUUCAAGCUUUUCAGAUAUCUCUGUGCUGGACAGCAGCUGCACUGUCGAAAUACAAGGUGAAUCACAGAGAAUCACUAGAGCUCGCAAAAGAGCACUUGCAUUUUCAGUGCAAGGAGGACGAGGCUGAAUCUGUUUAUUCAAAAUUACAGAUGCUGAUGAAAAGGUUUUCACACCAAAUGAGUGCAUCAAAGAAUGCUACUGCAAUGACUUCCCUAAAAGUCAAGUCAAAUGCAUCAAGAAAUGAAGACAUUCUAAGACGGUCAUCUAAUGGGAAGACUUCGGAAUCCAUAUCAUCUGAUUCGCAGGAGUUAGAGGAAGGGGAGAGACGAGAGAGCCCUCAGAGGACUUCUCAAGAAUGCACAUCAGAUUCACUAAGAAAUGGACACAUUCUAAGACAGCUAUUAGAUGAGAGGACAUUCGAAUCUGCAGCAUCUGAUCAGCAAGAGGUAGAGGAUGGAGAGAUAAGAGAGAGCUCUCAGAUUCAUAGCUGGCCUGGACGAGGCCCUGUGGAGCGGGAGCAGGCACCUAACUCUGCAAAGGCUAAUGAGAAUGAUGGUGCUAACAUGCACCCUUCAUCAUCUCCA
Messenger RNA from Magnolia sinica, 5127 nucleotides. RefSeq lists its product as uncharacterized. The annotation marks the transcript as partial. Gene Ontology annotation, molecular function: chromatin binding; ATP-dependent chromatin remodeler activity; ATP binding. NCBI's taxonomy places the organism in Eukaryota, Viridiplantae, Streptophyta, Magnoliopsida, Magnoliales, Magnoliaceae. Gene Ontology annotation, biological process: chromatin remodeling; negative regulation of transcription by RNA polymerase II. Gene Ontology annotation, cellular component: chromatin; nucleus. The record is from RefSeq and is a predicted model, not a curated record. The transcript has 16 exons.